Messenger RNA from Pygocentrus nattereri (red-bellied piranha), 8816 nucleotides. It is a transcript of the gene luzp1, whose product is annotated as leucine zipper protein 1. Lineage: Eukaryota; Metazoa; Chordata; Actinopteri; Characiformes; Serrasalmidae. The record is from RefSeq and is a predicted model, not a curated record. Bases 647 to 3763 code for a protein of 1038 amino acids. The transcript has 5 exons.
UCGACAUGAAAAAAAUAAAUGAAAAUCUGCAAUGUCAGCACUUUAAUACCUCCACAGAACUCGGUGUUGAACCGAAUCCAAGUCUUUUUUAUUGCUGCAUUAAGAAGUCGAACGCUUUCAUCUCCCGGACGAGCUGCUUUGUGACGUUUGAAGCAGAGCUGGCCAAUCGCAGCGCAGGGGGCGGGGCCUGUAGGAAUACGGGUGUGGGGAAGGGGGGAAAAAAGCUCCGGCGUGCGGAAUGCGGCGCGCUGCUGCUCUGCUGCUGCUGCGCUGCUGCGAAAAAAGAAAGAGGAAAAAGAAAAGCGACCCAGAGAACAUUAGAGAACAUUACCGCACUGCCGAGAACCUCUCCACACCGGGCCGCUCCUCGAACUCGCUCGGGACUCUCCGCCGCUCCUCCGCAGCCGAAGGAUGGAGGGAUCAGCGCUGAUGGAGGGAUAAAGAUAAAUGAUCUGAGAGAAUGCAUCUUUUGACGGUGAUUGAGAAUCCCCCAGCUAACUUGCAAUAGAGGACAGCGGACAACACUGAAGUUGGAGGUUCCUUUGUAGGCUUCCAGAAGCCAUCAGUACAACUCCACUACACAAAUGUGCACUUUUCCAAAAAGGCAGCUAAUAAAUCUUACCUUGAAUUAGCUCCAGAUAUCAUUAUGACAGAAAUCAAGGACACAACCAGCCGCCACUUGAGGCAUAAGCUCCAGAGUCUGGGGCGGCGCCUGGAUGAGCUUGAGGAGGCCACAAGUAAACUUCACAAGGCUGAGGAUGAGCUUUUGGACCUCCAAGACAAGAUCAUCCAAGCUGAGGGCAGUAAUUCCUCCUUGCUUGGGGAUGUCGAGGCACUUCGGAAGAGAGUACUCAAAAUUGAAGGCAAGGAUGAGGAGGUGAGAAAAGCAGAAGACCUUUGUCGUUUGGUAAAGGAGAAGCUGGAAGCAGAGGAGAACCUGACUAAGGAGCUUAAAGCAGAGAUAGAGCGUCUUCAGCGCAGAAUGACUGAACUUGAGAAGCUGGAAGAGGCGUUUGGGAAGAGCAAGUCGGACUGCACCCAGCUCUGUCUCAGCCUUAAUGAGGAAAAGAACCUCACCAAGAAGCUUUCAUCUGAACUGGAAGCCCUGAAGGCCCGAGUGAGGGAGGUGGACUCCUCUGAGGCCCGUUUGAACAGGGCAGAGCAGGCUCUGACAGCUGAGAUGGAGAAACUGAAAGCCCUAACUCAGACGUUUGUGAAUGAGCGCAAAAGACUCCUGGAAAAGCAAAGAGAGGAUGAAAAGAUCAUUCUUAAACUGACCGAGAAACUUGAACGGCAGAAAAGCAAAUUGGGCUCAUCAGACCACAGUUUCAACGAGUCCCGGGAUAUCCGGAUUGAAGAUGACUUCUCAGCGGGACUGACUAGCAAACUGGCAAGGAAGAAGAGCCUGGACUACCUUAAGCUCUCGGAUGAUGUUGGCCUGAGGAACAAAUCAGAGAAUGAGAAAAACAGCCUAGAGGGGCACGAGGACAAUAAGAUCAAAGACCUUACGCAGGAAAUAGAGAAGCUGAAAAGCCGUCUCAAGCAACUGGAGAUAGUGGAGGAGGACCUGAAAAUCUCAGAAUCCAAGAAUGCUGACCUGGCCGAAAAGUUUCAGCAGGAGAGAAGCCGUAGCCAAGCGCUGAAUGACCAGCUUGAGCAGCUGAAGAUGCAACUUUUCAGCAGCAGUAGUAAUGGAAAUCUUGCAGUUUCCAUUACUCCCCAGCAAAAAGUCCUAGAGAAUGGCAAGGCCGAGAACGAGGAGAUAAAUGUACGAGGUGGUUUCAGGCAAGAGAAGCCGAAGUACAGGAGUGCCGUCACUGAGCCAAGUACCUCAAAGAGCAAAACCAGAGAUACUUCUCCACAGCAGCGAAAAUUGAAGAGUAAAGACAUCAGCCAUUCCGUGGAGAACUCCCCCAAGACUCCACGGAGGGCCUUAAGUCCUGCCCACAAGUUCAAGAAACCUGGGUUGAAAACUGGGUCUUCAAAUACUGCUGACAAUGGAUUAAAAGAUAGUAAGGGUAUUGAAGAGAAGCUUGGAAGUACCAUUCAGGCCAGCUCUGUUAGUGAUAAUAAGAAAGUUUCCGUCCUCAGCCGUUACCCUCCUGCUGCCAAUGACCAAAAGCCAGGGAAAGUGUCUGCCAAGCCAGCCGACAGCGAAAGCAAGAAGAGUAGAGUUGAGAAAUUCUCCAGGUUGUAUGCUGGGAGUGACAGUGAAUCAAACAAUUCUGAUGUUGUUGUGAGUAGCUCAAAUAAGAAUGUUUGUGCGCCUCCACCUGAAAAAGACAGAGCCAUUGAGCCAGAGUAUUUAGAUUCUUCACAGGAGGCAACUGCAGUGUUGAGUUUGUCCCAGGCAAAUGGAUCUUACACUGCAUACAGAUCCCAUGUAACCCCAUCAGCUCCUAGUGAUCAUGGAUCUGAGGGACACUCCUCAGCCUCAGAAUCAGAAUCCACUGUUUCAAAGCGUUCCACGAGUGACACAGCUUCUGUAACGUCUGCUUUAAGCAGCAGAACAACCAGCUCUAAGUAUCCCAGGUACUCACGACUGCAGGAAUCACAUUCCGGUGGAUCUUCUACAAGAAGCUCUUAUGACGAAGAACAGCAUAGGGCUCUAAUGACAGAAAGUGGAUCUCAGGAGACUGCUCAGGCUUCCUCUGGAAUUGAGAUCCAGCGAACCUGCAGCCCACGGGAGGCCCUGCGAUCUAAAGCAGUUAUCAAGCCAGCAAUCGUAGAGUAUGACCGCAAGGAGAUGAUGAUAUCAGGAGGGAGCACAGAACCGCUGUCUACCAAUGGGAAACCCAAGAUCUCCACCAAGAUGACCAGCAGUAUCACUUUCUACCCUAAUGACCCGAGCUCUUCUCGGACCAGCAGUCGAAGCAGCAGUAUCUCAAGUGACCCCUCAUCUAAGGAGCGGCACACCUCUACCAGCAAUAUUGUUAUUGGGCCAAGCCCGGACCUCCGAGGUAGCAUCUCCGUCCCCUAUGAAAUAUCCAUUCCCAAGAGUGAGAUCACAAUGCAGCCUGGUGAGGAAGACUGUGAUAACUCAGAUCCUCCCAGUGUCUUAGAGAUGGCUCGUGUAGAGACGACCAUCCUGUCCCGAAGCAGCUUCAGUGUUCAGUCACCAGAAAUGGUGUCUGAUGUCAACAGCACAGAGUCAGGGUUUGAGAGCAACAGUAAUAGUAGCACCACCACGACAGUCACCAGCUGGAGAAGCCUCAGCAACAACCACUACUCAUCCCAGGACGACAGUGUACCAGAAAUGAGGAAUGUGACUGUAAGGAGUGCUUGGAGGAAUCGAGGAGCAGCUUCUGUGGACGAUCUUGGACGGGGACCAAGAAGGGAUGGUUCUGACGAUGAAUUGGAGUCUGCCACAACAUGGAGAGCAUACAGAGCUACCACAGUCCUGGAUGCAGAAGAAUCCGCAGUAUCCCCUAAUGUCUCCACACGAGGUGUAAAACAAAGUCCAGCAGAGGUUUACAUGCGCAGGAUUAGCAGUGGAAAUACAACUAAAGAUGUUCUAGGGUCUGUGCAUAAGAGCAAGAGUGUUGUGUCACAACUAGAUAGUGGCCUUCAGAGAUGUAUUCCUCAUGAGCCUGUCACAGCACAGCAGCUGCAGCCAAGGAGCCGUAGACAACCAAACGCUGUGUGUGAUGGUGAAGCCUCUGUGAGCUCCUGGAGGAAGCAAAGUGAGCUGGAUUCAUCUGGAGGUCGAUCACCAUGGGCCAGCAGGGGGCGCCACUGGAACAGCCGGAACCAUGAUAACUGACCCUCUGCUACACACCGCCAAAAAACAGAUGCUGCUCAGGCUGAGCAUCAUCUCAACCGUCACACACACCUACAGCUCUGCGGCUUCAGAGGACCCUUGAAGUCUUACCUGGCUAACACCUGACCUGACCUGCCCCAGCUCAUCCCACACCUGAUAUCAGCUGGCUUUGGCUACUCUUACACUUGGCCUAUCCUGGAUCUGGCUCCUCCUGCACCUGACCUUGCGUGACCGGGCCUCACCUCUUGGCUCCUUCUAUACUCAACCUUGACUCUUCUCACUCCUGCCCUCACUGGACUCCCACCUGGCUCUGACUCCCCCUCUCACCUGGCUCUGGCUCCUCCCCAAAAUUGCUGCUUCUUUUUUGAUGACAGUUCCCUUGCUGCCACUGGCUGUUUCCUUCCUCACCUCUGAUCUGAUGAGUGUGAAUGGAAUGGUUCUGAACAGAGGGAUGGCAGGGAUGGUGAGGGUCUCCAGAUGGCGCUAGAGGGAUUUUAUUUUCUAGCACAUUCUGGAUGUCUAAGCUUUGGGUUCACUUGUCACAGCUAAAGACAGCAAGGAGCAAAUUAUGAUUUUUUUUUUUUUUUUUUUUUCCUGAGAUGAAACGUUUUUUUUCAUUCUUUUUGCUUUUUAAUACUCAGUUUAGGGGUUAAAUGGAUCAUCAAUCAUCACUCACAUAUUGACAGUGCACAGCCGCUUUGCACACGCUCAGUAUCUGACAGAAAAAGAAUAAAACACUCCCUCUGCAUGCUGGUAAAUUUUCUCUGUCCAUAUCCAUUUAUAUGACCAUAUGGCCAUCUUUCCGUAUUAAUUCUGUCUGUAUUAGCCUUCCGAGUGUCAAGUCGAACGUUUCUCUCAGUUUCAUUCUUUGAUUAUCAGUCAUUUUGCUCCUUGUGUUGACCUUGUUGAAACUGGGUAUGCACACCAGCAAACGGCCACCAGCACAGUAAUCGCAUGCAACCAGCUCUUCAUUAUGGGAGAGGGGAAAAGCUUUAGCAGUGCCAUUAGAGAGACUUUGUUAUGAUCACGGUCAGAUCAUCUGUAACAAACUGGACAAUAAAAGCAUCUGUAAGGGUUGGACACUCUUGAGUGCAACCUGUAACUCAACUUUUGCAAGCUUUGCACAGACGGACAAACUGACAGAACUGGCCAGUGUGAGAGCAUAGAAAAGGUUUUAUUCCCAGCGAAAUUGACUGGAUUUGCAGCGCGAAUCGACUCCGAGACGGACCUGCACGCUCCCCUGCAGGAAACGCAUUACCUACGAUGAUGCGCUGUAGAAAUGCUAGCAUUAGCGACCAGCCUGCGUUCGUACACUACCUGCUGACAGUCUGACAGUGAAGGCUCCGCCUCCGGACACUGUGAUUGGAUAAAAGUGCUUCAGUAUUGCAGCCGUGGCUGCGAUCAGACACGCCACGUUAGCAUGUUUGCUCGAUCAAAUGGGAAUGAGCACUGAACCUCCAGCAGCUUAGGGCUUCUUUCUUUUUAAAUAGAGGAUAUUUCCGUACAAUAAAUGCUGUUAUGUACAUAUGUAAUAAUUGCAAUGGGGGAGGGUCCAGUAUAACUGACCUAAGUUCAUCCCACAAGGGCAUCCUGUCACGGCUACUGUUGUGACCAGCCUUACAGAAAAAUCCCAUUGAAGCUAAUGAGAAACUCGGUUACCUACAUUUAGUCAAUUAUUCAUUCAGCCUUAUGUGAAACUGUAGAACAGACUCAGUUUAUAUCACAAUACCUACAUUUAGAGUCUGUUAUCCAUUCUUCUCAGUAGGUUCUACAGUUUCUCAUUAGGCUGAAUGGGAGUUUUCCAGUGUUCUGUAAAACUUGCCCAACCUCACAACAGUAGCCAUGAUGGAACACAUUUGUGGGCAGAGCCUGUAGAGGGGAUAUGUCCAAUCCUGGAAAUCUCUGUCCAGAAUUCACUGGAAGUUGGUGUACAUCACUGUCUUAAGAAAACUCAUACAAUAAAAUCAACGUGCAGAACAUGACGGCUUCAUGACGAAUGGGCUGAUAGAAAUAGUCCAAAUUUGCUUAAAAUAAAGUGGUUACAUUACAGCUAAGAAACAUAUCUGUCACGCUUCAACUUUAAAGAAGUUUUCCUUACGACAGCGAUGUCUGAUCUACGGUUAUGCUGAUGCUCAGAUGCUGUGAGCACCAGUCUCUCUGAAUAUUACUGGAUUAUUUUUUUUUAUUAUUAUUAUUUUUUUUUUAAUUGCGCCCAUCCUGGGGCAGUUUUGUGGUCAUAUCUGGUCAUUUGCGCUUCCCUGUGGUCAGCGUCUUCCACUCUGUCACUGUUUACUGUCUUCCAGCUUCUGCUGUGUAACCUUAAAGUGAGUCACGUUCUUGGUUUCAUUUAUAAACUCCAUCUUUUAUCGCACUUGAACCUUUCCUAAAGUGAGCCGAUGGAGUCCUCUCCUGACUCGCCUUGUUUUUUCAGAUGAAAGCUAAUGUUGCGAGCAACAAAUGAACAUGAAUGGCCAGCAGUUAGCAUGAUGCGUCAUGCUAAUCAUGCUAAAUUACUACCUUUCAGCCAUGUUAGCAUGUUUGCUAAACUUUGCGUCCUGGUCUGCAAAGGCCGUAUCCCACAAUGCACCAGAGCCAUUUUCUUAGCUGCACUGUACUUGAUUUAUGGUCUCCAGGUUGCUGAAAGGUCAGAGGCCAAACCUGAACCCAGCUGCGUACAUGUUUUUGACUUGAGAGGUUAUAAAUACUUAUAACCCUGUUUUAGGGGGAGCGGGAUCUUUUGGGAAAGAGAGGGAGGGAGAGGGAGAUAAAUAUGGGCGAGUCUCCACGCUGCAUGUGUGAGCUUGUCAGGAUGGUGUAUGCUAACGCUAACACUAACAACUGCAGCCAAGUAGGCUGAAGUGCGCUGGCUAAAUCUCUACAGGAAUGUUUCAUCUGCUGCCCACUUUUGGUCAGAAGAAAGGGAGGUUCUGUAAAGCAAGCAGUAGAAAAUAGCCACCAGAAGUGUGCAUUAGCAUUAUAGCGCUAAUCCUGCACUAUACCACCCAAAUUCCCCUUUAAAGCCUUAAUCUCUGGAACUCUUCUAUCAUUACGGCUGACUCAGCACCCUCAGCGUCAGCGUUCGUGCGACUGACCUGAGAAAAGAGCUUUCUGUUGAACGGCUGGAGCGAAGAUGUGAAACUGUGUGCUAAUGCUGUGGGUGCUAAUCUCAUGUCUGUCAGAGAUUUAGUGGUUUUUAAUCUAAAUGAUCAUUAAAACUGCAGGUUUAUGUAGAGGAAAACAGUAUCAGAUUACAAUUACUGGAAAACCGAACGUAACAGUCCUGAAAUGUAGUUGUUUGGUUACAGCCACGCUUAUUUAUAACACGGUCAACCCUAAAGGAAGAGUUCAGACAGAAAUGCUAAUGUUAAGCUAACAGUGGAUGACAGAAAAGGGGCUACUAGCUUGUGUUUAGCCAUGUUAGCAUGUUUGGUUGGGCUCUCCUUUCAGUUCUGACCUGAGUAGACUAUUAAACUGACCCCCGUCCCCAGACUCAAACCCCCUGACUAAGAAGUUACCACCAUCUACUUUGUGUUGUGCAACAUCUGCUGUAUUUUACAGAUUGGCCUUCAACAGUGCUCACUAAACUGGACAUUGCUCUGGCCCCCUGGGAUGGCUGCAUGCUUUAUGAGGUCAACAGUGUGACCUUUGGACCUCAACCAAGGAUCUAGCUGCAGUAUGGAUUCUGUUCUCUUUGUUUUGCUCAGAUAAUCAUCUCCAAACUGAAAUUUGUUUCAGGAGGCAGAACGUCCUGAGAAACAUCAAAAAACAGCUUCCACAGCUGGAACAAGCAAGUUUAUUGGCAUUUCAUAAAGAGCAGUUUAAGGUCAGGCCGUUUUGGACAGCUUGGGGUGAGUGGAAGGUUAAAAAUGUUAGCACCUCUGCUAAACCUCCUCAUAUAAGCCUUCAAAAGGUUGAAUAUUGGGGAGCGCUAAUGACCAGAAGCCAGAAUCUGCAAAGGAAUAGCUCAAACAAACAUGCGAACAUAGCUGGCCACCGGUUAGCGUUAGCAUAUCGUUAGAAUAAUGCCAAACUGGUGUCUGUUUACAUUAAUUUGUCUCUAGCGAUGUUAGCAUUUUUGACUGAACUGUUUUCUUUAGCACUUAGUACACAAUCCAGCCCCGUUUACGCUGACAGAUUUAAUCCCGUCACGUUAUAUUGUGGUUCUUUUUCAAGAUUGAGUGAAUGUACGGCCCUCCGAGAUAAAUGUAUGUAUGUAUAUAUGUACAUGUGGGGAUUUUUCUUUGUAUCGGCCAAAAUGAAAUGAAUGAAAAGAGCGCGUAACGUAACGUUUAUCAUCCCUUUUUUUUUUUUUUUUUUUUUUUUACUUCUCCUUUCUGCUUUUGGUGCCUCAGCCUUUUAUAAUCGUGCCAAAAUCAUUCCAAGGUGGGUUGUUUUUGUUUAGUUUUUUCAGUUUACAGCGAACAAAAAGAGCUGUGGUCAGCAGGGCAGGACGUUAAAGGGUAAAUACUGAAAAAAAAAUUCUCUUCCAUGCUGGCCUUCCUUUUCUGCCAGUGUAUUUUUUUUAAGAAAGGAAAAAAGUAAGAUGUCUUAUUUUCAAUGCUUGUAUUGGAUAAAUUUUAUUUAAAAAAUAUCUUGUAAUUUUGUAAAGUGGGCCUUGUUAAGAUCUUUAGUUUUAUUCCUUUUUAUUUUUUUUUCUUUCCUUUUUUUCCUUUUUCUAAGGAUAGUAUGUAUCUCUGUCAUAAGCUCCUGGAGAGUUACUUUAUGAUAAUUAAUUUCUUUAAUUUCUUUACUCAUUUUAAACAGGAUGAAUGGCUUCACAUGGCGAUGUUGUUUAUGUAUGCCAGUCAUGCAUUAGCAAAACGGCACUAAUCCACCAGCUAGUUUUUGGGUAAAAAGGUGUAAAAAUUGGUGGUUUAGCGUUUAAAUGACCCGCCUGACCUCAUUUAGGUGUGCUUCAGGUUCAGAACUGCUGUUUCUCACUCUUAAACGUCUCCUCUAUUACUGUUGAUGCUGAACACGAGAAUGCUGCCAAAGACCGGCCGAGAGCCGCACAUAUCCACACACACACACACACACACACACACACACACACACA